Bombus pascuorum is the source of this 7326-nucleotide messenger RNA. RefSeq lists its product as uncharacterized. The transcript is spliced from 14 exons. Gene Ontology annotation, molecular function: protein binding. The coding region runs from base 1053 to 4226 and encodes 1057 amino acids. Lineage: Eukaryota; Metazoa; Arthropoda; Insecta; Hymenoptera; Apidae. The record is from RefSeq and is a predicted model, not a curated record.
GUUCCAACGAAUUUUCCAACGUUGAAAUCGAAGGAUUUAAAAGAGUAGAAGCAGAGUCUUUCUUUGUACGACACGUGCGAACGGAAACGAAUUGAUACGCGAAAGGACAGAGGAUCUGUCAAUGGAAACAUCGUGCAGGACGCUGAUGGCUAAAUAACUUGUUGGAAAUUUUAUUAGAACAUUACCGACCAACUACGUAGUUACCAAACGCUGUCCGAUGUGGAAUAAGGAGGAAACGGAAACUAUAUCGAGCAAACCAUGAAUCUUUGGAUCGAAGAAACUCGCAUCGUCAAUGUGGAAUUACUAUUAAGCAAAAACGUAACUAGCAACGUUCGACGAAGCUGGACGUUGCAUCGAUUUCUAGUAAAGAGAAAGAAAGAAGCGAGACGCUUGCGAAAUCCGAACGAAAGAAGCGUCGUAUAGACGUAGAAAGAAAUUGGACUAGGCGGCAAGGAGAAAGCGAGAUAAGCCGGCGAAAAGAAUAUCGUAAACGUUUGCGUGUUGAAAAUUGUAGGGAACGAGGUACACGUUUUACUUGGUUAGGACGAAAGACUGAAAUCGGAUGUAGAGAAGAUGGAAAGAAGCGCGUUCGCCCGGAAUGCGCGAACCUGAGUGGGGCGCGGAGCGGUACCGUGUAAAUAAAACGUACAUUGUAUAUACUGGCGUUUGUUAGGGCGCUGAGACGCUGCGUGCGCGUGUUUCCAGUUUCAAGGGAAUUUUCCCCUUUGCGAUCUUGAUUUUUGCGUGUGAAGUGCGGCCACAGUGGCACCAGGAGGGGGACACGUGCUAGCUGCUUGAAAAUAUCUUCUGCUACGCGAUUGUUGCGCGACCAUCGUGGGAUACCUUCGAGAGAUGAGGAGGGACUUUACAAGCCUGUACCACCGCCGAAACCGGUGCCGAACAAUCAAAAGAAUCAGAAUGGGCAGGAGAGCGGCAGAGUGCAGGCGGUAGUGGAGCAAUCGUCGCGGCCGAUUUCCGCUAUAGAAAGGAACAUCGCGUUAGACGACAACCAGGUUCGAAGUUCUGGGCAGAAUCCUGCACCCGAAUACAGGAUGCCACCGCUCUACGGGGAGGAACAGAGCUCGAAUCAGACUCAACAGGCAGCUAACUUGCAGACUCACAGCAGCAAAUUUCCAAUCGAACGCGAGGUUGUCCUGUCGUCGGGAGACAAAAACUCCAAGAUUCCUAUUCUACACGAGUACAAACAAAGAACCGCCGGUAGAGUGGCGAUCGCACCGGAUGCUCCGAUCAAACAACAGGCCUGGGUUCAAGAGGGCACUCAGAUGCAAGAAGCGAGACAGGAGGGUCAAGCCAGGAGUUAUCAGCCAGCGGAAUCUUACGCGUCGACGUCGGCUGCAUCGGCGCCGAGGACCACGAAAAUCGACGAAGACAAGAGCAAGUCGAUUUCGAGAACUUAUCACACGAUCAAGGACAUGAUAUCGAGCCGUUUCGGACAGAGUCGUAAGGAUGUCGAACCGGAACCGGAAGCGAGUUUGAACAAUGUCACGGAAGAACUGAGAAAGUCCAGCAGAAGCAUCGACGAGGAGGAGGCGAAGAAGAAGGAAGGGAUUUAUGGGAAACCGCGGGCGCAGGAACCUCCCGUUAAUAUGCAGCAAUAUCCAAAGAACGCAUGCGGUCAGUACGGGCACUCGUAUAGUUACCUGAGCAAUCAACAGAACGUACCGCUUCCUGGACAACUUCAGCCUACGUCGCAGAUUCAACCCAAUUUACCAGGCCAAAGUGCUCAGCUUCACGUGACGCAUCACGCUCCACCUGGAGGAGUUCAAACGGUCCAUCAAACUCAAGUUCCUGGUUUUGGCCAAUCAGCGACAGGUGGCCAGCAGGUGCAAAAUGUUGCGAGGGAAUACGUUGUUCAGGGACCAUCUGGAUUGCCGAGUCAGCAAUUGCAUCAAGGACUUCAUCAGAGCCCUCAGAACCAGGGCCAGAGCACGCAGAUGCAGAAGCCUCAUGGUCUAGGCGUGCAACCGCACCAGGUGGGCAACGCGACGAUGCAACCGUCGAAUCAAAACUUCCAGAGUGCGCAACAAUUGUUGCAUCAGAAUCAGAGCCAUCAUCAGAGUCCGAGAUUCGCGCAGCAGCACGCACAGAACAUGCAGCAACGACAACUGAUCCAACAGAUGCAUCAGCAGCAGCAACUGGUCGGACAGCAAAACUGCCAAACCAGCGGCGGUGGCGGAGGCGGAGGCGGCGGCGCCGGCGUUAGGAACGUGCAGCAAAGCUAUUUCUCGAACAACGUGUCUUAUCAGCAAUACCAACAAGCUCGACAAACCAUGUCGAGAUCUCAGAUCGAUCUACCGAGCACUUCCAGACAAGCUCAAGAGCUCAGGCUGCCCGGACAGGAAGUGUAUUACCAUUAUGCUCAAGGUCGACCGAGGUACGGUGUACCGCAGGUCUAUAUGAAAACCGAAAGUAACCAGGAAGCGGAGUUUCAGCGACGAAACUCGACGAAAGGUAUCGAGAAGGCGGCGUCCCAGCCGCAGCUUUCGUACGAGGACGAAAGGUCUGGCUGCGCUAACGAACAAUCGAGAAAUCCGGUUGACGGGUUAAAAACUCUUACGGUGGAUCCGUUGGACAAAGAAAGAUACGAGAUCACGGUGGAAGAUCGCGGACAAGGGGAAUUCAGGAGAAGCGAUUCUCAAAGGAAAGACGAGUAUCGGCCGGAAACCAGCUUCGCUAUUCGCAGAGACGAUGCCGUUAGGUGUUCGAAAAGGGAACAGGAACAGCUGGCAGUGGCCGCCGGUCAGGAAAGUCAGGAGUCGGAAGGAACUUGCGUGCAAAAAAGAAUCGAAGAGUUGCAGAAACGAGCCGAGGAGAAUCACGACGUGGGUAGGAGUUCGUCCGGGUCGAAAAUUGGAAACGGUGAGCCUCUGAAGAGGAUGGAGAAUCAAUACGCAAAGGAUUGCGUAGCGAAAUCGGAGGCAAGGAAGGACGAGCUAGAACACGGUAUCAGCCGAUUGAAAAUCCAGAAUCAGGGAUCUGGAUCGGAUUACGAUAAAGCUGGACAGAGUUCCUCCAAUGUUGAUUCGGGAAGAGGAUCUGCUGUUUAUUCCAGCGGAAGACGGCCACCACCCGAAGACCAAACUCACCCCCCAGUACAGGAUUCCGAAUGGGUGGACAUAGUCGAGUCGGAACUGAGAAGCAUUUUAGAACCAAGAGACGUCCCCGCGAUGGCGCAUUCCACCCUGUCCGAAAGUGUAUCGUCGGUAACGCCGCCUCUACCGCCGCUUUCACCCCAUGAAAGUCCCAGAACAUCGAGAAAUCGAUACUCGGCGAGCUUACCAUACGGAUCGAAACCCAAUUACAGCGAUUACAGCAAGGCUAUAGAGAAGAGAAGCGGGUUCCCGGGUAGUUCGAAGCAUCGUGGUGCGUCUGCCUCGAAAAAAGAUGCUGCGAAGAAAUUCUCUCAUCUUUUCGGUGUAGAAGCAGCCGACUUGACUUCGACCACCACUGGACUCGAUUUAGACUCGAUGCUGGAUAGAAGCGAUUCCGAUUUAAGUACAAACGACGCAAGAACGAUUAGGAAGCAGCUGGAAGGUCUAGAAAAUAUGUACAGCGAGGUACUGAAAUUGCUCGGCGGAAGUGUGAAAAAGAGACGGAAGGCCAGAGGUCUGGCCAGUUACGGUUCCGUCUCAUCGUUGCCGACGUCAUCCGUUUCAUCGAGACCCGUUACGAGGCACCAUGAUAAACGUAGAUCGCACGCGAUCGACGACAGAAUGAAGAAAGCCAAAGACAUAAAGAGCAUUAACAAACGCUUCCAACGACUAGAAUCUCACGUAGUGACGCUUGCCAGAUCUGUGGCACACUUGAGUUCGGAGAUGAGGACGCAACAUUUGAUGAUACAGGAAAUGGAGAACAUAAGGGGCGAGAUUGCUGCACUCAGGACUCAGACGAGCAUGGCAAUGGUGAGGUCGCAGUCUCAACCGCUGAUCAAGGAUUCCGAGUUGCCGGCUCUUUCCAACCCUUCGAGGGUGAAAAAGCUAACCAAGUUCUUCGGCACAGAACCACCGCUCAUCAGACUAUUCCUCAGGGAACUUGGGUAUGAGAAAUAUGCAAAUGCGUUUGAGAAAGAAAAAGUCGGUAUGGUAGAGCUUCCCUACCUAAGCGAAGAGAGGUUGCAAAAAAUGGGUGUUCCCUUGGGACCAAGGCUGAGGAUUCUGCAAGAAGCGAGGAUAUCGGUGUGUAAGGAUCCAAUUUACGUUGUGUGAGUCCCACGGAACGCGUUGUUCUCCGCAAGAUUAUACACAGCCAACUCCGAGCAGGUACAUCCGGAAGCCGCCGAAGGAGAAUUUUUAUCCUUUCGUUUUUUAAUAAGAUCGUGUUUCCUCGAGUUUUCAGGUUUCAUCGUUAUCCGUUUGAACGCUUUCAACGAUCGAUUUUGAAUAGCGAAGCGCGAAGUUUCUGAUUUCGCUCGAAAGAUGAGCCGAUUUCCCUGAUGAAACGAUGAAACGAUGAAACAACGAAACGUUAAAGCGAACGACUAUUCGCUUGAAAAUUAAAUUAAUAUUUGAAAGACGUGCGAGUCUAACGACGAAAUAAAUUAAAUAUUCAUUAGGCGUAUUAAUUACGAGUCGUAUACCCGUACUAAACGUAUCCGUACUUCGAUUCGUAUAUUACAGAUGACGCGUUUUGUUUUCGACUCUAGUAUUAAUACGUAAUGGGUAUAAUCUGCGAUGUAUCGCGUUUAAUACGCGCUGGAUAGAUCAGAAAUGUAUCAACGAUCCAAGUUUUCCAGUUAAGCGACGAGGAUUGUUUGCGAUUCUGGAGAUUCCGUUGUCCGUCAACUUGUUUUGCUUCUAAUUUUGCUUCCAUAAUUUAUUAUAAAUUAUUAGUAAAGCGAGCACAUCGAUACGCGUAUAAUACUUGUGUAUUAUCAUGUAUAAUUGCCCGAAUCGUUGUCGGAUAUCUCACGUAUCCGUGAUAUACGCGAGAAAUACGUAAAUUUAUAAUACAUAAAAGAGCAGUUACAAAUAGAAAGAAGCGUUCUAGGAAAAGUAUCGUCUAUCUCUGUCUCUAAAGAGGUAAUCGUUUAAUUAACGGUAAGAACAAUUUUUUUUAUCGUUUACAGUCGAUUAAACGAACGUUCAAUUGUAAUAACAUUAGCGUAACUUUUUAUUUUGUACACUGCACCGUUACUGCAAUUACGGUUAAUCGAUCACCUAGGAUGGUAUGGAUAAAACAUGUUUUCUUACGCAGACCGUGCGUGCGCUGGAUUUGUUUUCUUGCGAUCGAUCGGUCCGGGUCGAUCGUCUCGAUUGAGAACAAGCUCGAGCAGUUAACGUGAACACGCAUUGAGAACGAGAAGCAAAAAUAGAUUUGCCAAAGAGACGGGAGAACGUCGCCGAUCGAGUGGUGUGUGCCGAUGGAGAUUGUCAUUCGAGGAAGCGAGUGAAAUUUUCUUCCCAAGCGUGAUAUUCUUUUGACUUGUAACCAUUCAACCACUAUUGUUUCAGCUUUUCAGCCAAACAUCUCGCUGUUUAUCUCGUUAUAUCCAACGUUUUCGAUCGCAUGGUCGUAAAUGAUUUCAGUUUUUUGUACGUGUUUGUAAUUUGUCAAAUUUUUCUACCUUUCUACCUUUCUACGUUUCUACGUUUCUACGUUUCUACGCGAUAUUGUUGCGUCUACGCGAUGAAUCUCUAGCCGCGAUCUCUUCAGCUAUUUGUUUGCGAUUUCCUAUUUCCUUUUAACGAACGAACCACCGGUUUUCCUCCGUAAAAAUUAAAAGACAUUCUGCUCGAACGAUAAAAAUAGCAAACACGUAUUCGUUCGACUAAAUUAUCAGCUAGACGAGGUCAUCGUUCGAAGUUUAAACCGAUUAAAUAUUCAGGAUACGAUCCAUAUCGAUACUUUCGCGAUACUUGUAUCUCGAUAAUGGGGAACAUGCGUCGCGCGGAAUUUUUCUAAUUUGCUCUUUAUUCCAUAAAUCGAUCCGACGUAAAAAUAAAGAAAAAAAAAAAAAAAAAGAAAAGAAAGAAAAAAGAAUAAAGUUCAAGCUAGUUGUCGUACGAAUCGUUUGAUUUUGAAUAGAAAAUCGUCGACGCGUCAAAUACCUGGGUGUUUCGCGUUUACAUGUGUUUGACGAAUUUGCAAACGGCGGCCGACAUAGUCUCCGUGCAGCAACGCGAACAGAUUCUUUCUUCGUACUUUGAAAAUUCCACAGAUAUUUAUACGUACGUUUAUUUAUUUAACGCGUCGUAUUAUUUUAGGUAGUAUCUAUUUUGUAUUUGAUCGUUCGGUUAUCGAGAAAUCAAACGUUUGACUAGGUUCGUCGAGAAGGAAAGUGACGGUCGUCGGUUCUCGAGACAAAGUUUUCGAUAGAUUUACAUUUCCUAGUAAAAGCAUCGGUCGCGUAAUUUUACGAAUAUCGUUCCUCUCGAGUAGCUAGAGGAUGGACUUGACUCGUUAGAAAGUUAUAACGAAGAUUACUUGUCGUAGAGAAAUAGUUUAAACGAGUUAGCUAAUAAUUUGACGGCGAUCGUAAAGUCGAAAGCUGCCGAUGAUCACGCCUAGUAUAAGAAUUGGAAAAGUUUCAAUUAAAUUUUGUAGCUACGGUUUUUCAGGAAAGUUUUAAACGACGAAAUAAUCGGACGGUAAUUUGCAACUCGAGGCAAAUAAAAUAAAAUCGCGUUGAAAAGCACGAGAGGUUUUGAUAAAAGUUUACUUCUCGAAAGAAUCGAUCGUUCGAAUAAAUGAAUUUGUCGUCGUGUGAAAAAGCUGGCAAAACAAGCAGUUUCGAUUACGGUCAAACGACUACGCACACACACAGGAGCGCACGCGCGCGCGCAUUACGGUGAUACCAAAGAAUCGAUACCUGCUCCUCUGUAAUGACGAUUGCUCCAACAAGGACAAUCUCACUGCGAAUGAUGUCGAUUAUGUAAAAAGAUGACACGCCGCUUCGGUUCUCGAUCGAUAUCGAGUUCACGUGACACGUCACUUACAAUUAGCGUUAACGGUAAAUUUCACAUUGAUUUCAUUAAUCGACUAAUAUUCAUAGGUUCGAUAAGUAUUUGUUACUAAGCAUCGUUACAUGUUGCACCUUUCUAACAGUUAUUUCUACGUCUAGUAAUAUCUCUUUAUGUCAUUGAAUUCGUUUUCUAGUUGGUGCUAUUCGACACAGAUGCCUGAUGAAACUUUUAGAGUUUCUGACGAACGUCGAUACGUUUACGCCGAAUUCUGUACAGUUAAUCGUUUGUAAGAACGUUUCGUUAACGACACGAUUAAUAUUUGUAUUAUUAUAAGUUUAUUAUUAUUUUGUUAAAUCUUGUAUGUAAUAAAUAAGUGAAGAGAGCCAUACGAUGGUUCAAUAAA